UCCCCAGCGCUACUACAGUCCUACUCUGCACAUGCUCGGGGACACUCCUCAACUUUCCCCGUGAAGAAUGAGAGCCGGAGGGAAGAAAUAGAGAGAGUCAGGGGAUCGACUUGAUCAGACAGGACAGGCGUUUCUGGGGUUCAAGACAGCGCCAAGGAUCUCGAAGACACUCUUCUCCCUAGCUCUAAAGAAAGUCCCACUGAUUAGAUCUGUUUAAGAGAAAGAAGAAACACAGCCAACAUUACUUUGAAGAAAGACUGAGAAGAAAGUUGAUGUGAGAAAGAGAGGGAGAGAAGCCACAGGACUGUGCUGCCAUGUCACUGAAAUACAGCGAUGCCCCAGGGCCAGAAGCAACCAGCAACAGUUUCUGGAUGCCAGAUAAAUAUAAAAGUACAACCAAGCGCACGGACGAUGGUUACAAAGUCUGCAACGACAUCAUCCUGUGUUUCCAGGAGAGAGCAAAGAUUGAGAAACAGUACGCCCUGCAGAUAGCAACCUGGUCACGGAAGUGGAAGCCACUAGUCGAAGCAAGUCCUAUGUACGGUACUCUGUUGAAGGCGUGGCACGCCUUCCUUACCUCCGCAGACCGGCUGAGUGAACUCCACCUGGAGAUCCAGAAAUCGCUAGUGACUGAGGACACGGCCAAGAUUAGCAACUGGCAGAGGGAGACUUACCACAAGAAAUUCUUCGGGGGCUUCAAGGAGACCCAUGAGGUGAAGAGUGGAUUCCGAAAAGCGCAGAAACCCUGGACAAAGAAACUGAAAAAGACAGAGAAGCUGAAGAAACUGUACCACGCCAAACGCAAAAAGGAGCGGGUGGCCAUCAUCCGUGAAAAUAGUGGCAAGGCCAACCAGGCAACAUCUACAUCAAAGCAGCGCAAACUCCAGGGUGAAAGAGAGAAGUGCAACCAGGAAGUAGAAAAGGUUAAGCAACGCUACACAAAGACGAUAGAAGACUUAAACAAGUACAAUCCAAAAUACAUGGAGGAGAUGGAGAUGGUCUUUGACCAGAGCCAGCAGCUGGAGCAGAAACGCAUAAUAUUUCUCAAACAGAUCUUCUUGUCCAUACACCGGCACCUUGAUGUCACCAAUAAUGAAAGCUUCCGGUCUAUAUUUAAAGACCUACACCAGACUGUACUCUCAGUAAAUGAGCAGAAUGAUUUGAAAUGGUGGCGUAACACACAUGGUCCAGGGAUGCCAACCAACUGGCCACAUUUUGAGGAAUGGAGUCCAGAGAGAGAAAAGAUUGCAGGCAAGCCAGGGAAAGGGAAGAAGGAAGGAGACAAGGUGGUUCUUCAAAGCUUAAGUUUAAGUAAGGGGUAUUCCCUGGGUGAGGAUGGCACAAACGUCCCUGGUGUCAGAAUCCGAGCAUUGUACGAUUACACCAGCCAGGAGUCAGAUGAGCUCAGUUUCAAGGCGGGUCAGGAGCUGACAAAAGUGGAAGAUGAGGACGAGCAAGGAUGGUGUAAAGGUUAUCUUGAUGGAGGUCGGAUUGGACUAUACCCAGCAAACUACGUAGAAGUUAUACAGUAGAAGGCAGAGUGAAUGCUGCUUAAUUAAAAAAAAGUGGAUAUUUAAAAUGAAGGCAUCACCAACAGGACCUAUGAGUGUCUCUCCACCAACAUGCUUUUUAAAAAAACAGUUUAAAUGUUAUUUUUCAUUACUAAUGACUAACUUUUUAAAAAAAAAAAUCAGCCUGUGAAUGCUAACAGUAUUUUUGGCUGGGAGAACUAACUGUGCCCACAAACUUCAGGGGAGCUGGAUUAGUAUUAGAGCAUUGGACAGGGGAAGUUACUGAGCCAGAGACCCACAAGCAGCAGAGAAGAUUGCUCGAGGAGCAGGAAGAGUUAGAUCUUGUAAAGGAACCAGGUUAUUGGUGUCUUAAAAAAAAACACCCCACCACUGGUCACUAAACAGAACCUCUGUCAAGUAACCAGUCCAAAUUUGGCAAUGCAAAGAAAAGAACCUGCAUCCAUAAUUGUAAAGGGAACAAAAGACCCUUGGUUAACCAAACACAACCCCUGUGGAGGUCAAUUAAUUUCUAUUCUCAGGGUAACAACAAUAACCCUUAGUCAGGUUCCUAACAAAACCAUCAUGUCACUGUACAAGAGACAAAAAUAGAUAGGAGGAAAUUUAAGAAUUGAAUGAUUUGAGAUAAAAUGAUAGCUCUCUGAUGUUGGAAUUCUCUCAUCUCUCAAAAGACGAGUUAUAUUUAAAAAGUGCAUUUUAAGCUAUUUAGAUUAUUGAAUGCAAGUUUUAAACACUAUACUUUGUACAUAAGUGAAAGCAUGAGAAAUUUACAAGAUUGGGAGCACAAAUUGCUUGCAAAAUUUGCAAACAUGUAAUAUGAUGAACACAGACUACUGACCUGGUUUAAUCCUAUGAUUUUUCUUUUUAUACUCUCCAAAACAUGCACACCCCUCAGUACAAGAGGUUUAGCUUUCACCCUUCACUGCAAAACUUUUUUUUUCCAUGGGUGAUGUGAAGUACAAUCAAAAACCCCAGGCAAUUUGCCUCUUUUCUAUCAUAGGGCUAUUACAGGGCCUCAACCAUCACCCCAACCAAAUUAAAACACGAUCUGGGUGGCACCCAGAGUUAUCCUAUUGAGUCAUUCAGAUGAUUAAAAUAAAGCACAACACCAUCACUGGUCAUUACAAAAGAGAGUACUCUGCAUAGCAUUUACACAACUUAGUGCAGUGCAUUGCACUUAAAAUCACAAAUCUUCUCUCAAACUUUUGAACUUAAAACCACAGCAUUCCAGUAUUGUAGAAACAAAGGUUAGGAAUAAUUUCAUAACCCCUCUAAGGUUAUGAAGGACAUGGAUGGGGUGAAUAGCCAAGGUCUUUGCCCUGAGUAGGGAAGUCCAAAACUUGACAACAUGGGUCUAAGGAGAGAAGGGUAAGACUUAAAGGGGACCCGAGGGCAACUUUUUCCACACAGAGGGUGGUGUGUAUAUGGAACGAGCUGCCAGAGGAAGUGGUGGAGGUGGCUAAAUUACAACAUUCAAAAGACAUCUGGAUGGGUAUAUGAAUGGGGAAGGUUUAAGAGGAAAUGGGCCAAAUGGGACAAGAUUAAUUUAGGAUAUCUGGUUGGCACAGACAAGUUGGACCGAAGGGUCUGUCUCCUUGCUGUACAACGCUGACAAAAUAUUUCUGAAAUAGCUUACAUGCUUAUGAAGAAUGAUUGUCUCAAAUUGGAUAAUUCAGGCAACUGGAAAUCAGCUUGGAGGAUUUUAGAAUGCUUUGGAGAAAGUGACAGGUUGGAUUAGUAUGGUCCAGAUUAUUGGACACAUUUUAAUUCCUUCAACUGAUGAUAAAAUUAACCCUACAGUAUUAGGUUGAGAAGUAAGGCAUGCAGAGCUAGAAAUGUUGAGCAUCAGGUGGCUCCCUCUGCCCUCAGAGGCACUUGUACACAUUUGAAAUGAACAUCUGGACUUUAUCUCCACUAAAAUCAAAAAGAUGCUAGAAAUACACAGCCCGACAAUGCCAAAUAAGUUCAUAAGUUCUGACACAGAAUCACAACCAAAAUAUUAACUCAGCUCAUGUCUAUUCUGUUACUAGUGGGAUUUCUCAGUCAUUCCUGGCUUUCAUUUCAGACACUCAGCAUUCACAACCAUUCUUUCGCAAAAAGGAUUCGAAAUCUCUCUGUAAAUAGGCUCCAAAAUAGGAAUAGAAAUAAACAAAAAAUGUAAAGGAAAUUGUGGUGAGCAAAACUCUCAUCUAAUUUAGCCUCCGUGUUCUACCUCCAUUGUUGAAAGGCUUUUGCUGAAGUUAAAUUGUUUUAAUGAAAUAGCCAACUGCUUAGUGUUGCUAUCUCACCAUCACCACCAAUAGGGUUCCAGACUCAAUGGCUUCAUCUAAUCUGAGAAGUUAAGAGGAGCAACAAUUAGAUUGAAGACCUCCUGGGUUGGGGAUAGGAGAAAUAAUCACUCAGGUUUCUGGUCAGCUUUGCAGGGCCUCCUCCUGGAAGGUGUAUGAAUGUUGGGUGGGACAGGAUCAUGUGAUCUGCACUCUACAGUAGAACAAUGUGUCAAGGCACUAACAUUGAAGGCAGCCCAGUUGGCUAAGGUACCACAGAAAUUCUGUUACCUGUAUCACCGUGCUCCUAAAACAAGGGUCAGAAGCUUUAGGCAAAGAGACAACAAAGGUCCAGAACUUGAUAAAAAUGACUUUGUUGCUCAUGGAGAAUCAGUGCAGUAGCACCUGACCUAGGGAGGAUUUAUAGGUAUGAGACCUGAAUAAACCUCAGGAUACGAGCACAUUUGUAUUCCACACAAAAACAAAAGCCAACUAGUGCAGGAAUUCCAGACAUAAAUCAUCCAAUGCCCAGAUUAUCAAAAAGUCACGGAUUUGUUGGGGUGGCCUUAGGGGUUUAACCUCCUGCCCCAACUCUACUUCAUAUCUUUCAGACUGUCUAAGCAAGAACAAUCUAUUGCUACAGCUCUUGUUUUUGUCUGCUCCUUUGUACUACAGAAACAGCUGAGGAAAAUGUCAAGUAUUAUCAAAAAAUGUGUUAACCAACAGGAAGCUACAUUUGCAAUUCUGUAUAUCAACACUGCAAAUGCUUGUGAAUAAAAAAGUUUGACAGUAAA
Molecule: messenger RNA, 4590 nt
Organism: Hemiscyllium ocellatum (epaulette shark)
Lineage: Eukaryota; Metazoa; Chordata; Chondrichthyes; Orectolobiformes; Hemiscylliidae
Product: protein kinase C and casein kinase substrate in neurons protein 1
Exons: 10
Coding region: 315-1532 (405 amino acids)
Biological process (GO): cytoskeleton organization; regulation of endocytosis; plasma membrane tubulation
Cellular component (GO): plasma membrane; cytoplasm; endosome
Molecular function (GO): protein binding; phospholipid binding
Source: RefSeq, a predicted model, not a curated record